Molecule: messenger RNA, 3501 nt
Organism: Macrobrachium nipponense
Lineage: Eukaryota; Metazoa; Arthropoda; Malacostraca; Decapoda; Palaemonidae
Exons: 5
Coding region: 1-3075 (1024 amino acids)
Source: RefSeq, a predicted model, not a curated record
AUGACUAAAAGAAACAAUGAAAAGCAACAAAUGAACUUCGCCCCCAAACCCCUUCCACUCAAACGACUUGUGAUUGAAAAAAGGCGCCAAGAAAAAGUGAGGGUUCACUUCGUCUUGGCCGCUGCUCUGGUAGCAGUGUCCUUAGCCGAAAAGCCAAAAAAAGCCACGAAAAGAGCCGGGACACUUAGCCUCGGAGGAGGAAACAGCAUCGAUGGAUUUGGAGGAGGAGGAGCAGGAGGAGGAGGAGGAGUUGCAUUAAGUGAAGUAGCUGGGAGUGGAGGUGGAUUUGGUGGAGCAGGAGAUAGCUUCGGUAGUGCAGGUGGUCUUGGAGGUGGAGCAGGUGGUCUUGGAGGAAGUGGAAGUGGAUUUGGAGGCGGAGGAAGUGGUCUUGGAGGAAGUGGAGGUGGAUUUGGAGGAGCAGGAGAUAGCUUUGGAGGGUCUGGUGGUCUAGGAGGUGGAGCAGGUGGUCUUGGAGGAAGUGGAGGGGGAUUCGGAGGAGCUGGAGAUAGCUUCGGUAGUGCAGGUGGUCUUGGAGGAAGUGGAAGUGGAUUUGGAGGAGGAGGAAGUGGUCUUGGAGGAAGUGGAGGUGGAUUUGGAGGACCUGGAGGUAGCUUUGGAGGUGCUGGUGGUCUAGGAAGUGGAGCCGGUGGUCUUGGAGGAAGUGGAGGGGGAUUCGGAGGACCUGGAGAUAGCUUUGGAAGUUCUGGCAGUCUAGGAGGUGGAGCCGGUGGUCUUGGAGGAAGUGGAGGGGGAUUUGGAGGAGCAGGAGAUAGCUUUGGAGGGUCUGGUGGUCUAGGAGGUGGAGCAGGUGGUCUUGGAGGAAGUGGAGGUGGAUUUGGAGGAGCAGGAGAUAGCUUUGGAGGGUCUGGUGGUCUAGGAGGUGGAGCCGGUGGUCUUGGAGGCAGUGGAGGGGGAUUCGGAGGACCUGGAGGUAGCUUUGGAGGGUCUGGUGGUCUAGGAGGUGGAGCAGGUGGUCUUGGAGGAAGUGGAGGGGGAUUUGGAGGAGCUGGAGAUAGCUUUGGAGGGUCUGGUGGUCUAGGAGGUGGAGCCGGUGGUCUUGGAGGAAGUGGAGGGGGAUUCGGAGGACCUGGAGAUAGCUUUGGAAGUUCUGGCAGUCUAGGAGGUGGAGCAGGUGGUCUUGGAGGAAGUGGAGGGGGAUUUGGAGGACCUGGAGAUAGCUUUGGAAGUUCUGGCAGUCUAGGAAGUGGACUUUGGAAGUUCUGGCAGUCUAGGAAGUGGAGCAGGUGGUCUUGGAGGAAGUGGAGGGGAUUUGGAGGACCUGGAGAUAGCUUUGGAAGUUCUGGCAGUCUAGGAAGUGGAGCAGGUGGUCUUGGAGGAAGUGGAGGGGGAUUUGGAGGACCUGGAGAUAGCUUUGGAAGUUCUGGCAGUCUAGGAGGUGGAGCAGGUGGUCUUGGAGGAAGUGGAGGGGGAUUUGGAGGACCUGGAGAUAGCUUUGGAAGUUCUGGCAGUCUAGGAAGUGGAGCAGGUGGUCUUGGAGGAAGUGGAGGGGGAUUUGGAGGACCUGGAGAUAGCUUUGGAAGUUCUGGCAGUCUAGGAAGUGGAGCAGGUGGUCUUGGAGGAAGUGGAGGGGGAUUUGGAGGACCUGAAGAUAGCUUUGGAAGUUCUGGCAGUCUAGGAGGUGGAGCAGGUGGUCUUGGAGGAAGUGGAGGGGGAUUUGGAGGACCUGGAGAUAGCUUUGGAAGUUCUGGCAGUCUAGGAGGUGGAGCCGGUGGUCUUGGAGGAAGUGGAGGGGGAUUUGGAGGAGCAGGAGAUAGCUUUGGAGGGUCUGGUGGUCUAGGAGGUGGAGGAGGUGGUCUUGGAGGAAGUGGAGGGGGAUUCGGAGGACCUGGAGGUAGCUUUGGAGGGUCUGGUGGUCUAGGAGGUGGAGCAGGUGGUCUUGGAGGAAGUGGAGGGGGAUUUGGAGGAGCUGGAGAUAGCUUUGGAGGUGCUGGUGGUCUAGGAAGUGGAGCCAGUGGUCUUGGAGGAAGUGGAGGGGGAUUCGGAGGAGCUGGAGAUAGCUUUGGAGGUGCUGGUGGUCUAGGAGGUGGAGCAGGUGGUCUUGGAGGAAGUGGAGGGGGAUUUGGAGGAGCUGGAGAUAGUUUUGGAAGUUCUAGCAGUCUAGGAGGUGGAGCAGGUGGUCUUGGAGGAAGUGGAGGGGGAUUUGGAGGACCUGGAGAUAGCUUUGGAAGUUCUGGCAGUCUAGGAAGUGGAGCAGGCGGUCUUGGAGGAAGUGGAGGUGGAUUUGGAGGAGCUGGAGAUGGCUUUGGAGGAAGUGCUGGCAGUCUAGGAGGUGGAACAGUUGGUUUUGGUGGAGCUGGUUUGGGAAGCAGUGGCCCUGUUGGAGGAGGUGCUGGAAGCCUAGGCAGUGGAGCUGGUCUUGGAGGUGGAGCAGGAUUUGGAGGAGGAGCUGGAGGACUGGGAGGUGGAGCUGGAGGCUUUGAUGGUGGAGCUGGUCUUGGUGGUGGAGCAGGUGGUUUUGGUGGGUCUGGUAGUCUAGGAGGCGGAGCAGGUGGUUUUGAUGGAGCAGGUCUUGGAGGUGGAGCAGGAUUUGGAGGAGGAGCUGGAGGACUGGGGAGUGGAGCUGGUGGUUUUGGCAGUGCUGGAGGACUAGGAGAUGGGGCUGGAGAUUUUAGUGGUGAAGUAGGUGGAUUUGGUGGGACUGGAGGCCUUAGUGGUGAAGUGGGUGGUUUUAGUGGAGCUGGAGGUGUAGGUGGAGUGGGUGGAAGUGGAUUUGGAGGACCAGCUGUUGGCGGAGGAGCAGUAGGUGGGUCUGGCUUUGGAGGACCAGGAGUUGGAUUUGGAGGUGGACUAUCUGGGCCUGCAACUGGUGGAGCAGUGGUGAGCGUUGGAGGAGGACCUGGACCCAUCAUUACCGCUGGUGAUAGGUCAGAAUUCAUCACUGCUGGGCCUGCUGUGACUACCACAGUUGUUCAUGGUGGCGGUGCAGUAGUGGGGCCCAGACCUUACGGCUACGCCCGUCCUGGCGGCGUCCAGAUCAGAAAGGCCAUCUUGACAUACCAUGGCAAAUUUAUCACUCCCGGGUCCAGACGGAAGGCUUAUGCCCCAUAUGGCUAAAAUACAAGUCUGCUAAAAUACAAGUCUGUCGCGAAUUCUGUUGGCCAAAACUUCAAGAUGACGUAUAUAUAGCUAUCAAGUCCUUUGAAGUGGUUUUGGCGGAAGCUCGGCGUCGCCGAAGGUUCCUUCUCCUUCCUUCCUUCUAUCGCGUCGAAAAAGCUAGAAGACAGAAUCAGAGCUAUGACAGAAUCCACUUCAGCUUCUCUGUCUUUCUGCUGAAGAUUGUAAUUCAGUUUCGUCUUUGACUCCUUCUUUGUAUUACAGUCUUUCAAUGAAAGACUUUCCUGUAUAGAGAGUAUUGAUUGUUCGUUGUGGUCUCUGUGCGGAGACAUCUGUAAAUAUUAUGAAACGAUGUACCCACGUUCUUGUCAUAUUUCUGUACGUGUUGUAAAAAUGACAUAUAUGAAAGAUCUUUCCUACCCAAAA